AAAAAAAGUGUCCGAGUGGAAGUCGACAAGAAAAAAUGAAGGCAUUCUUGAUCGUCGCCUUUUUAGGCUGGGCGACCGCGCUUUCUGACAAGCCGGAAGUCAAAGCCGCGGAAUCCGAUGCGAAAUCAUCAUCCGAUUCGGCCAGAUCGAAACGCCACCCAGGCUACUUUUCAUCAUCGCCCUACCAGAACCUUAACAACGGCUACUAUUCAUACCAAUCGGGCCCUCAAGUGUCCUAUUACUACUACAAACAUAACUCGCCGCCUCGCACUUACUACUCAUCCUCAUACAAUUCCCUACCGCAAACUUUCGGGUAUCAAUCGUACGGUACCGGAACCCAGUUCGGUAACGGAGUCCAAUCGCAUGUCACAGGAACUAACUCCUAUGGUGGAUAUUUACAAGGCUAUGGAGCGUUAGGAGGAAAAUUGUACAAAACCAACCAAUUAUACGGAUCUGGUCAAACUUACGGAAAUCAACAAACGUACGGUACUACCGGAAACACCUACGAAAAUCAAUACUACAACUCCAAGGGAAAAGUUGUAUCGAGCGAAGAAGUGUCCCGCCACACGAUCCACAAUGUAAUCAACAAAGUUCAAGUACCAGUACCGCAACCUUACCCAGUACCGGUGACGAAGACGGUCAAAGUACCGCGACCGUAUCCGGUGCAUGUCGACAAACCGGUGCCCGUUAAAGUGAGAGUCAACGUGCCGGUACCGGUGGAGAAACCUUAUCCGGUACAUGUUCCCGAGCCGCAACCGUACCCGGUAAAGGUUAAGGUGCCUUAUCCUGUGGAGAAACCUUAUCCAGUUACUGUUACGAAGACCGUGCAAGUACCGGUUGAAAAGCCUGUGUACAUCAGAGUGCCGCACGUCGUUAAAGUACCAGUACCUCAGCCUUACCCUGUACACGUUCACAGGAAAGUUACCGUGAAAGUACCCGAACCUGUAAUAGUCAAAGUACCGGAAAUCGUCAACGUUAAACAUCAUGUCCAGCAAACUGUCCAGCAAGGAGGAAAUCAAAACCUACAAGUAGAGGAUCUCCGAUUCGCGAAUCUGUCUCCUGGACGAGAAAGUUUCCAUGUUUCUGGACAAGAAGGUCUUCAAAACGGUGAUUUAUAUUCUGGAGUUGUUUCUGGCCAAGAAUUUCAUUCGUCGGGAGUAUCUGGUGGAGUAGUAUCCGGUCAAGAAGGUCUUCAGUCUUCAGGAGUCGUGUCUGGUCAAGAAGGAUUCUUUACAUCAGGACUAUCUGGUGGAGUAGUAACUAGCCAAGGAGGCUUACAUUCCUCCGGAGUAUCUUCUGGAGUUGUUUCUGGCCAGAAUCGUGUCCUUUCUUCGGGAGUAUCGACUGGAGCAGUUUCGGGUCAAGAAGUAUUCCAUUCUUCAGGAGUAUCCACAGGAGGAGUUUCUGGUCAAGAAGGAUUCCAUUCAUCGUCUGGAGUAGUUUCCGGUCAAGAAGGUUUCUAUCCAUCAGGAGGAGUAUCUUCUGGAGUAGUAUCUGGGCAAGAAAAUCUAUAUUACACAGGUGCAAUUCCCUCCGGAGGUUUACAAAAUGUCGUUGAGGGUUCACUGUCUGCUGGACAAGGCGAGUUCGUUUCUUCCGGAGUAACCGGUUCUUCAGGAUUCUCCUCCGGUUCCUCUGGAUUCUCAUCUGGUUCUUCUGGAUUUUCCUCAGGUUCUUCCGGAUUCACAGGCGGUUCUUCUGGAUUCACCUCCGGACAUGAAGUUUCUAGUCACGGACAAAUUCCUCCGUGUCCAUUGGAUCACGGAUGGAAUAAUGCCCACAAAGUCUUCGUAAGAGAAACUGAGAAAACCGAAAAAACGGAGAAGAAAGAUUGAAAGACCGCAGAUUUUAUUUUUCAUAUGUACGUUGAUAUUUGGCCAAUAAUGUAAAUUGUUU
Molecule: messenger RNA, 1896 nt
Organism: Phyllotreta striolata
Lineage: Eukaryota; Metazoa; Arthropoda; Insecta; Coleoptera; Chrysomelidae
Source: the annotation of a GenBank genome assembly